Messenger RNA from Kazachstania africana CBS 2517, 2727 nucleotides. It is a transcript of the gene PLC1, whose product is annotated as phosphatidylinositol phospholipase C. Gene Ontology annotation, biological process: lipid metabolic process; phosphatidylinositol-mediated signaling. The transcript has a single exon. Lineage: Eukaryota; Fungi; Ascomycota; Saccharomycetes; Saccharomycetales; Saccharomycetaceae. Gene Ontology annotation, molecular function: calcium ion binding; phosphatidylinositol-4,5-bisphosphate phospholipase C activity. The coding region runs from base 1 to 2727 and encodes 908 amino acids. The record is from RefSeq and is a predicted model, not a curated record.
AUGGAUUCUAGUUCGAAGAAUCUGGAUACUUCAGUGGUACCGCAUUUGCACGAAGUACACCCUUCCAAGGUUAUCGAGGGCUCUCGAGGAUAUGGAAGAACUACACUCAAUACAUCAGCAGCAAAGUGUGGAGCUCAAACAGCCAAGAAUGUCAGGAAGAUUCUAAGUGGAACAAGCGAAGUUUAUCCAAGUACUAAUACGAUUGGUCCGCCUGUCAAGACUCCCAUUGUCAAAGAAAACAAAAAUAGAAGUUAUCUGCAGUCAUUUCCGAUUAUUGGGCCUUCGACGUAUCCAUAUUCACUGAGUGAGAUACUUAAGUAUGCUUCUGAGUCUACAAGCAAAAUAACUUUGAUACAAGAUGAAGGACUGUUAAAAAUGUGCAAACUCCUUAGAAAGGAAGGAGUUUUUUUGAUUAAGAUUACCAGAAACAAACGUAGGAAGUACUUAUUCAAACUGGAUGACGAUAAUAGUGUGGUUACAUGGCGAUCUGAUAAAAAGAAAAAGUUGGAACUGGAUUCCAUAAAGGAUAUUCGAGUAGGGACUAUGGCUAAUAACUAUUUUGAUGAACAUGAUAUGUCUCCUGCGUUAAAUAAUCUUUGGAUCACACUUAUUUAUUCAGUUGGGAGAAAGCUCAAGGUGUUACAUUUGUUGGCUCCUGAUAGCAAUGCUCAUAAUAUUUUCUUUAAUUGCAUCUAUGGUUUGGUCACUGUAAGGAGACGUAUAAUGGAAAGCUUAUUGCUGCCAGAUAAUGAAGAAUUCGCUCGAGUCCAUUGGAGGCUAGCUGUAUCAGAAUUAGAGGAAGAUGAAGGUAAAGAUGUUUUGACAUUUGACCAAAUACGAAAACUUUGCAGUAAUUUCCAAAUAUAUUGCACUUCAGAACAUCUUUUGAGAUUAUUCAAGAACGCUGAUGUUAAUCGAAACCAGUUAUUGAACUUCAAGGAGUUUCAGGCUUUUGUUAAAUCGCUAAAGCGCAGGAAAGAAAUUGACACGAUAUGGAACUCCCUAAUCAAAGAUCAAGAGUUUCUUGAUUUCGACAGUUUUUGCAAUUUUUUAGUUGAUAUACAAGGUGAAAUACACUUAAAAAGGGAUGAGAUAAAGACUAUAUUCCGAGAUUUCAAAGAAACUGAACGUAUUGGAAUGACAAAGGGAGAUUUCGUGAGGUAUUUGAAUUCACGUCCCUAUUUAACCAGCGCAAAGGAAAGAAACAUAGAUUAUACCAGGCCAUUGAAUCACUAUUUUAUUGCAUCUUCCCAUAACACCUAUCUACUGGGAAAGCAGUAUGGUGAGACGCCUUCUGUGGAAGGCUACAUCCAAGUUUUGCAGCAAGGUUGUAGGUCUGUUGAAAUCGAUAUUUGGGAUGAUAAUUCAGGCCCGGUUGUUUGUCAUGGUAUAUUGACGCCUGCAAUCCCGUUAGCUAAUGUUAUAAAGGUCAUUAGAAAGUAUGCUUUCAUUUCUUCUUACAUGCCACUGAUAAUAUCUUUAGAAAUGCACUGCAAUAAAGAAAACCAAAAAGCAGUUGCAAUCAUUCUAAAAGAUCUUCUUGGGGAUUUACUUUAUACUAAUGAAAGUACUGAACUAGGAGAUAUGCCGUCUCCAAUGGAAUUAAGACACAAAAUCGUAUUAAAAGUGAAGAAAUCCAAAAGUUAUUUUCAAUCCUCUAAUAACUCAUCAUUUUCUUCAUCAUCGUCAUAUUAUUCUUCGUCUUAUUUUUCUUCUAAUGAUUCAGAAAUAGAUUCGACUAAUAUGAUUGCAAUAUCAUCUACAAGUAAACCCAAGGGUUUGAGGAGGCUCAAAAGAAUUGGUAGUCUUAAAAAACGGGCGGAUGUUAUUCCAGUAUUAUUGGACAUUUCAAGUAUUUAUGGGCUGAAAUUUAGAAAUUUUUCAUUACCUGAAUCGAAAACCGUAAAUCAUUGCUUUUCCUUGAAUGAAAAGAAAGUUGACUUUAUGAUCAAAGAUUCUGUGCUUUCAUGUUCCUUAAACAAACACAAUCGAAAAUAUCUUAUGCGAGUCUAUCCACAUGUCUUGAGAUACAAAUCAUCAAACUUCAACCCAAUUAAGUAUUGGAAAUUGGGCGUUCAAAUGGUUGCCACAAACUGGCAGACAAAUGAUAUCGGACAACAACUAAAUCUGGCAAUGUUCCAACUAGAAGAUACUAGGAACUCAAUGAUGAAUUCUGGAUAUAUUUUGAAGCCUAGAAAUCUGAUUGACAGCGUAAGCAAGAUUAAAGAUAUUACAUCAAUAUACAACAGUGAUGAUAGAAGACCGGUCAAGUUGAGAAUGAGGGUAGUUUCUGGGCAAUUGCUUCCACAUGUGACAAAACUUAGUAUUAACAAGAAUGAAAUCAAGGGAAAUGAUUGCGGCUCACACACUUUUGCUCCAUAUGUUGUGGCCAGGGUGAUCGAUGAUGAGGAAUCCAUUGUGAAACCCUUAUUCGACGUUCGAAAUGGAACUCAACUUGGAGCUAACGAAAUAAUGACGAGUACCUGUCAAGGAAAUGGGUUUAAUCCUAUUUUCGAAAUGGAAUUUCAAAUAAUUUUAAGGAACCUAGAUUUCUCGUUCCUCCAAUUGGUGGUUAAAACUAAUGAAAGUUCGAUUGGUACAGCUUAUUUGAAAUUAGAAUAUCUCAAAAAAGGGUAUAGACAUAUUCCUUUGUUCAAUAGCGAGGGUCAAAGAUAUACUUUCUCAACAUUAUUCAUUUACUCUGAGCUGACUGAAAUAGAUUACUGA